AUGGAACCGACUAUAAAACUAAACCGAGCCUGGUCAAAUGACUAUAAAACUAUAUUCAAGUGUGAAGGAAGAAACGAUUGACGUUGUGUAAAAGAAAAGACGAGAACUAAUUAUAAUUCUUGUAUGUAUGAAUUGUAGUAUUAUUUUUCUUGUUAAGGAAUCUAUGUAACUACGUGACUCUAAAACGAGAAAAGUGAGUUAAGAAUAAGAAAGAAAAUAUACUACAUCGUAAUGAUAUAAACGUACAAGCUCAUCGUCCACAACUAUCCUCAUUGAAAGAAUCGAAGUACGUAGCUAUUGAUUCGUUACUGAGUUUAUAUAAUAACGAAAGAUCGAUAAUACUAUUUUUUUGUAGACGUUAUAUUUGUACUACAUUCUUGUACCACCAUUUAAUAUAUUUUAAUUUAGUUUCGUAAGGUUCGCGAUAGCGAAUUAGGUACUAACGAGAUAAUACAGUUUCUUUAAAUUGUAAUAUUUUUUAUGAAGUCUGUUUUUUGACGUAAAUUCACAUCUCAUCUUCAUAUAGUUAUGUAUAAUACAGAGAUUCAAUAAAUAAAUAUAUAUAUAUAUACUUUUUCCAGAAAUUCGAGCAUUUAAUUAUUAUUUUAUCUAGUAUGAACAUUUUUACUUUUCAUGUAAGAACGAUCGUCUUUUACUUGGAAAGAAAGAGUUUCCAAAUAUGUCUGUAAUGUCUAAAAAACCUUCAGAAACUGUGUUUGAAGCCUCUUUUACAAGUGACUCAACGUUAUGGCCGGAAUGGUCCGAUGCAGCAUUAAAUAAAGAAAAUUGGGCGUAUCCCAAAAAUGGACCAGAUGGUUCGUUUCUCGACACGCAGCUCGUUCAAUUACCACCGUCUUUAGUAUCUUAUGAAUGGAUCAGAGCAAAGAAUUUAGACAAUCGAAACAUCGUGAAACAAUUGAUCGGAGUAUACACGCCGAUCAUGAAAAGGCCUCUGUUCGCAAUUGAACGCCGUUCAAUUAAGGAACGACUUCCAGUUCGCGCGGUGGUUUAUUUCCGCGCUAAUAAAUCUCCAAUACUGCGGUCGGGAUGGAUUGGAAAUAAGUGGCGAGAGCGGCAAUUUUAUUUGGAAUGGGCGGCACCAAUCUUGGCGGGGCUGGAUGAAUGUGUAUUCGAUGAACAAUGCUGGCAAGGGGGCAAAUACAUGGUGAGAUUAUAUUUUUUGGGAGCUUGGCGCCGGAUUCUCGUCGACGACAUGAUACCAGUUAACGAGGAAAAGACACCACUUUUACCUAGAACUGGUAACGAUUUCGAAUUGUGGCCCAUGCUUCUUGCAAAGGCCUUAUUGAAAUUGUGCUCCUUGACAUGGACGGACUACUAUGAAAUCGUGGAUUUCCAUCCUGUUGCUUGCUUAACUGGAUGGGUUUGUUUGCGAUUGGAGGUGGGAUAUCUAUCGCCGCAAGAUAAAUGGGACUUUCUGAGACAGUACGCGGAUCACUUCGAAUGGGAAGCAGAAGUCACGGAAGAGGAAAGCCAGGCAAAAGCUUCGAGAUCUAGGAGAAGUAAAGAGGGAAAAUUGUCUAAAGAAACGGUGAAAACGAAAAAAUCCAAGGACACGAAAAAAUCCACGAAAACCGAUCGAUCGACCAAAUCGAAGGAGCUCAAGGCUUUGACCAAGCCAGAACCAGUCACCCUGUUUCUCGGCUUAGAAGACAUGAAUAAAGUUUCGCCAGAUAUUGUUCCGGAAAUAGCACCUUGUUGGGAUCAUUUUAUUUACAUAGUUCAGUCACGUGACAUUCCCUUGGAUCUGAGAGACGUGAAGCCUCCGUUGGCAAGAUGGAAGCUCCAUCGUUGGUUAAAAUGGGCCAUCAACGAGGGAACAAUCGAUCCAGUCGAAUACUUCGUACCGAUCCGAUCGUUGAAAGUCGUCAGCCCUUUGAGAAAAUGCGAGCAGAGCGUAAUUAACAAGUACAGUGCGACAACUAUGGAGGAAAAUCUUCGAGACGGUGGUGGUAUCGAUGAAACAAGUCGGAAAGAUAAGUCUCGUGAAACGUCGAUGGAACAGAAGAAAACCUCGACAGAAUCGUCGGAGGAUAUUAGUUUCUGGGCAGAUUUCAAUAAAAUGGAACCGUACGUGAAAGACGUUCACUUCUUCUACAAGCUGGAUUACUUCCGAUACAGCGCGAAGUUGUCGGACCGAUUUCCACCGAGACAGCCAAACGACGAAAAAUCUGAAACUAACAAUAAGAUAGACAGCAAGAAAGGUAGCAGAAAAAACUCACCGUCCAAAGCGGCAGCCGAGAAUUCGGAGUUCAUCGACGUUUACAGCUGGCCCCAGAAAAUGUCUAGAACCAGAAACGAGCCUCUGUACGUCUUCGCCGAUUCGUUGGAAGGAAAGUUCUUUCUCAUAGAGUUCUCGACGUUCCAAGUGUCCGUCGAAGUGUUCGGAAACGACGACGAUCGCGCCGCGAUCCCAACGAUUAAACUGAAGGGAAAUAAGGAUUGCUUGAGCGUGGAAGAGCACUGCUGGUUUCGCAGACCGGAGAGGUCCAACUGUUUCGUCCGCGUUUUAACCGCCGGGACAAAAUCAACCGUGAUGGAACUAGAUCGUGGGAGGCAUCUCUUGCAAAUUUACUGUCACUCAGAAUCCGAUUGCUUCGUGUCCAUCUCAUCGGAUACGGCUUUCUACGUUGGAGACAGGCGAAGGAUGUAUCAACUGAUGUGCACGGAGUCUGAAACCAUCGAUCAGAUGAUGAGGCACAUCAGCAUCUCCGUCAGUAGAGCCUAUCAAGCGUUCGGCACAGAGAAUUACCCGGGAGCCUUGAAGAUUUAUUACAGCAGUUACUUGCCACCGAUCGAAGACCGAAAGAAGGAGUAUAAGAUGUUCUACGAUCAAAUACAUGGCUACUUUGUUGACGAACAGGUACAAUUAAUUAGGAAAAUCAUGCCCGAAGACGAGGUUCCGACUGUUCUACGAGCUCUGAGAAUAUUUCUCCUGAAUCACACUGUCGGCUUAGAAUGCUACAGCGCUAUCUCGAUGCUGCUGAAGAAUUCACGAAAACUGAACGCAAGAGGAAGUUUGACGAUGGAUGAAAAAUACGCCGUUCAGCAUAACGCUGCAGCUAUUAUUCAAGCGUUCUUCAAAAUGAUCACUAUCAGGAAAUAUUUAAGGGUACAUAACCCCCGUCACGAACAACACGAGCAAGUUUCGCGGAGCUUAGUGAAAGUUGCGGAGCUGUAUAAUUACAAUAAGGGAGAAUCUUUAGCUAAUCAAGUGCUGAGGAAUAUUUUGAAGCAUCAUGAUAAAUUGUACGACGUCUACCACUGCUCCAGGGACUUCGAGCACAUCUUGCAAGCGCAAGAAUUGAAAGGGACGUUGACAAACGUCACGGCAAAUCAGUGGCUGCCUGUUGUAAGACUCACGGUGAAUCCUCCGUGCUCGGAGACAGUCCUCGCCAAUAUAGACUUGUUCGUUAAUCUACCAAAAUACAGCGUACGCGUGUUUAAGAACGAGACUGGCGAAGAGGUGCUGCGAUUGGUGAACAACGUGGUCCCAACUCGUUACGAGCAUGAGAAAUUCGGUUACACUCUCUUCUGUUACGGUUGGAGCGAAGAUCAGACGCUGAAAGAGCUACCUUGGUCCUUAAACAUAAUCACGACGAAAGGUCAACCAGUGUUCCAUUUUCUAAUGGACGAAGUAUCCUAUCUUACGAUCAACGUGCCUCCCGUAUUGGUCACAGAAGAAUUAUCCAACAGUUACGUUCCCAAUGCGGGAAAUUAUAUCUCCAAGUGGAUCGUUCGAGUAGCGAAACCCAGCGUGGUGUCGUUUAGACUGAGAGUAUCGUACGAGAAAGUAAGGAUGAGCUUGAGAGUGACAGACGAAGAGGGUCAGGUGUUGUCGCAAACAAAAGGUACUUCCGUAGUCAUUUUACCUAUGGUGUAUCUGAAAUUCCAACGGCGAUCUACUGAGAUCAUAUUCCAAAGGACCAAGAUCGAUGAUGAAAAUUCCGGUGAAGAGAAAAUCGAUAGCAACGAAGAUAAAAGUAAGGACGAUCUGCUACGUUACACGAUUUAUCACGUGGAAGCUUUGGUGCUUGAAAACAGCUGGCCACUGACUAGGGCAGAAUGGAGUCUUGUGUCAGAGUUCAAGGUGAAAGCAACAGGCACCGUCGUUAAAACGAAAAUGUCACCUUUUUCGAACACGGGAAGACUAUCAAAGAAUGAAUCGUUCAGAUCGAGGAAAGUUUCGAGGCUGCCUGUUCAAAGUGUUCCAGCUGUCGAGUCGCCUUAUUGGGUUCUUCAAGUGGUUACCGAUUCUGGGAGUGGAUUAGAGGUACUGGACAACAUAUUCCAAGACAGGACGAAGGAGAUGGAGAUUGCGAGGAUGAAGGAAACCUGGGCGAAAGAGAAUCCUGACAGCCUGCAACGUGGAAGGGAGCUCCGUGAAGCUUUCAUAAAGAAACAUGAAAUCAAGUCCAAAUCGUCGACAGAUUCGCCCGAAAAGAAAGUCCCGAGUCAUCCCGAGAAAUCGUUGAAAAGAGACGGCCAGCGUUUGUCGGUCGUCGGGACAUCGGAGAUUUCAAUGGCUCAUUUGGAGGAGAGGACGUUGAAACCGCCUGCGUCCCUUCGUAGACUUCCUCCUCUGGAUCUGACGGUGUACGAGGUCAGAGAGGACGAGGAAGACAAACCACGGAUGAAGACGGAAUCAGACGAAGAAACGCUGAGGAACAUUCGCACGAUGAACAUCGUCUACGCUCAAGAUGAUUACGCGCACUUUCUCGAGGAACUGGAGAAUCUGUACAGACGACAGAGGUAUCAGUAUAAAACGUUGUACGGAAGAUAUUUAGAUGAAUUUUUCGACAGGAGAGCGAUAUUGGAAGACGUGUACGAAGCUCGGAGGGUUUAUAUCAAUAGCAUGAAGCCUGUAGCUGCUUCCAGUACCAAAUCUACCAAGAAGAGUGUUAAGAGCAAAAAAUCUAAGAAAACUUAG
This is a messenger RNA of Heterotrigona itama, 4948 nucleotides long. NCBI's taxonomy places the organism in Eukaryota, Metazoa, Arthropoda, Insecta, Hymenoptera, Apidae. The record is from the annotation of a GenBank genome assembly.